This is a messenger RNA of Opisthocomus hoazin, 1505 nucleotides long. The record is from RefSeq and is a predicted model, not a curated record. NCBI's taxonomy places the organism in Eukaryota, Metazoa, Chordata, Aves, Opisthocomiformes, Opisthocomidae.
CUAUGACCGGGGAUCCACGUUCAACGUGUUUGUGGGAAAAGGUCAGCUUAUCGCUGGGAUGGACGAAGCCCUGGUCGGGAUGUGCGUGAACGAGCGGCGGUUCGUGAAGAUUCCCCCCAAGCUCGCCUACGGGAGCGAAGGCGUCUCUGGUGUGAUUCCCCCCAACUCUGUGCUCCAUUUCGAUGUGCUCCUGAUAGACCUUUGGAACUCGGAGGAUGAAGUGCAGGUUCAGACUUACUUCAAACCUGAGAAGUGUCCUCGGACAGUCCAGGUGUCGGACUUUGUACGAUACCAUUACAAUGGAACAUUCUUGGAUGGGACUCUGUUUGAUUCAAGCCAUAAUCGAAUGCGAACUUAUGAUACCUAUGUGGGAAUUGGAUGGCUGAUUCCUGGUAUGGACCAAGGUCUCUUGGGAAUGUGCGUAGGAGAGAAGCGCAUUAUCACAAUACCACCUUUCCUGGCAUAUGGAGAAGAUGGAGAUGGUAAGGACAUCCCUGGCCAAGCUUCUCUCGUCUUUGAUGUGGCUUUGCUAGAUCUCCAUAACCCCAAAGAUGGUAUUACUAUUGAGAACCAGCACGUGCCUGAAUCCUGCGAGCGGAGAAGCCAGACGGGAGACUUUCUUCGAUACCAUUACAACGGCACACUUUUGGAUGGCACGUUGUUUGAUUCCAGCUAUUCAAGAAAUCGUACGUAUGACACCUAUGUCGGGAAAGGUUAUGUGAUUGCUGGAAUGGAUGAAGGUUUGCUAGGUGUAUGCACUGGUGAAAAAAGAAGAAUAAUAAUCCCUCCUCAUCUUGGAUAUGGAGAAGAAGGAAGAGGAAAGAUUCCAGGAUCUGCCGUGCUGGUCUUUGACAUCCACGUGGUUGAUUUCCACAACCCCUCGGAUUCGGUCAGCAUUACGGUUAACUACAAACCUUCCAACUGUACCGUACUGAGUAAGAAGGGAGAUUACUUGAAGUAUCACUACAAUGCUUCGCUCCUGGACGGUACUUUGCUAGACUCGACACACAGUCUUGGCAAGACCUACAACAUAGUUCUGGGAUCUGGACAGGUGGUGGUGGGGAUGGACAUGGGCCUUCAAAACAUGUGUGUCGGGGAACGACGAACAGUCAUCAUUCCACCUCAUCUUGGUUAUGGAGAAGAUGGAGUUGAAGGAGAAGUGCCUGGUAGUGCUGUAUUAGUUUUCGACAUCGAACUGCUGGAGCUGGUGUCUGGCUUGCCUGAAGGGUACAUGUUUGUGUGGAACGGGGAAGUCUCUCCCAAUCUUUUUGAAGAAAUAGACCAGAAUCAUGAUGGAGAGGUUCUUCUGGAGGAGUUUUCCGAGUACAUUCAAGCUCAAGUCGAUUCUGGCAAAGGAAAACUGGCUCCUGGUUUUGAUUUUGAAAAGAUUGUUAAAAAUAUGUUUACCAAUCAAGACCGGGAUGGAAAUGGCAAAGUUACCGCUGAAGAAUUCAAGUUGAAAGACCAGGAGGCCAGAGAGGAGCACGAUGAACUGUAAAGCUAAG